Messenger RNA from Peronospora farinosa, 915 nucleotides. The record is from the annotation of a GenBank genome assembly. NCBI's taxonomy places the organism in Eukaryota, Oomycota, Peronosporomycetes, Peronosporales, Peronosporaceae.
AUGGACAGCUUAGUGAAUGAAACACUGAUGUUGCAGCAGGUGCCGCAAGCUAAUGCAGCUAUUACUGCGGAGCCGAAGAAUGAGGUGACGAUUACUUCAUGUACAAAUGCGACAAAGACGAAGCAAACAAGCGCGAAUGCAGACUCUUGUCCAUCGCCAGCUUCUUUUGAUGAUAAAACUGCCACCUCAAGACCCUCGACCAGAGAUCCAGCAAUAUCUUCAGCUGCUGCAAGUCUGAGCACUGUUCACGGAAAGCCAGUGCUUCAAGAGCCAAUGCCAAGUGGGGCAACCAGCCCCUCAACUGAUGUUGCCAAGGCAUCUCCUGCUUUGGUUGCCAGUGCUGUUUCACCGCAACUAACAAGUGCACGGCUCGUAACAACACCGAUAGCGAGAUCUAAGGUCACUGGUGGUCGUCAUAAGCGGCGGCGGUCUAUUGGUCAGGCGCCUGCUAACUCCAUUACUGAUUCGUUGCAGCCACCCACAAAACGAAGUGCAGGUUCAAGCAAAGACGCUACUUUUCAAUCAAAAACAAAUGGGCCUAAUGAGGAACAAUCGUCCGCUGAUGGGGUACGUGCUCCUUUCGACCAAUUACCGAACUCGCCGAGACAUCACGCAGUACCAGAAUCAGCAAAUAAUCCCGUCACUGUCCAGAAAAUCCAUGAGUCUGCCAUAAUGGUUGUUGGGGAACAGGCAACACCUACAGUAGAAGUGGCCGCACCUUUAUCCCAAUCUAAGGCAGAAAAACUUGAGAAAACAGAACCUGUGAGCGUACGCUGUUGUGCGACGCAACCCACCCAGUUAUUACUCCAAAUGAGCCAGCUCCUGACCUUGGAACCUCUUCGGUGCAAUCCCAAGGAAGGCAAAGUAAUGACUUUCUACCAUCAGCCACACGACUCGAAUCGGCAGAUAAGGUAG